AUGGCAGCAAAAGAUGGAGCGAAGGAGAAAGAGAAAGACAAAGAAAAAGAUGAAAAGAAAGAAAAGGAGAAAGAUGGUGGAGUAAUCAAUGCUGUUUACAAAGUCAACCUGCACUGCCGGCAGUGUGGACGUGAGAUCAAGAAGCCACUUAUGGCUACCCAAGGGGUUCACAAUGUGGAGGUAGAUAUGGAGAAAGGAGAGAUAAAGGCAAAGGGCGUUUUCGACCCAGUACAAAUUCAGAAACGGCUAGAGAAGCUUUGCAAGAAGAAGAUUGAGUUGGUAUCACCCAAAAUUCCGAUCAAGGAAACCCCCGUUAUAGAUAAAAAAAUAGUGAAGGAACCAAAAGAAUAUGGUUGA
Molecule: messenger RNA, 357 nt
Organism: Prunus armeniaca (apricot)
Lineage: Eukaryota; Viridiplantae; Streptophyta; Magnoliopsida; Rosales; Rosaceae
Source: the annotation of a GenBank genome assembly